Fulvia fulva is the source of this 2298-nucleotide messenger RNA. RefSeq lists its product as uncharacterized. Gene Ontology annotation, cellular component: nucleus; cytosol. Gene Ontology annotation, biological process: protein quality control for misfolded or incompletely synthesized proteins; glycoprotein catabolic process; carbohydrate metabolic process. The transcript is spliced from 7 exons. Lineage: Eukaryota; Fungi; Ascomycota; Dothideomycetes; Mycosphaerellales; Mycosphaerellaceae. Bases 1 to 2298 code for a protein of 765 amino acids. Gene Ontology annotation, molecular function: peptide-N4-(N-acetyl-beta-glucosaminyl)asparagine amidase activity; carbohydrate binding. The record is from RefSeq and is a predicted model, not a curated record.
AUGGCCAAAUCUUUCCUGUUGCUAUCCGGGCUCGUCCAUAGCAUCAAUGCUCAAGCUAGACUCAGUGAUCAUGUUGAUCCCCUCAUUGGCACAGAAUGUGCCACUGCCGGCUCUACAAUGGCCAAGCCCGGCAUCGAUACCAGUUUCCUUGGUUUACGGAAUGGAACAGACUGUGAUGGGCGCCGACGUAUGGACUUAUUGCGCAGAUGCCGUUGCUGGGGGGGUUCGGAGGGGGUUAAUCUGGCGGGUAAUAAUACGUACUCGCAGAACCGAUUGCUGGAGCUUGAGAUGGCGAGUGUGGGGAAGUUCACGACGACGUUGGUGGAUGGGGUUAGGAUUGGGAUUGCGAGUGCGGAGAAGAGUGGAGUUGUGAGGUAUACGUUCCCGAGCGGUGGGCAGGAGGGUUCGAUGAAGUUGAUAUUGGAUCCAUCGUAUGGCUCGACUGAAGCGCCAACAAGCCCAGCGGGUUCAAAUUCUGACGACGCUCACGCUCUGCUCGAUCUCACUCAUGUCCUGUCCAGCUACAGUAUCCAGGACUACUCGCAGAAGUUCUUGCGCGGCAACCUCCACAUCCGAACGGGCUCAAACGAUCAGCCUUCGUACUAUGGCUCAGCUUCGUAUACCGGUCUGGCAGCUACGGAUGCGUACGUGGAGCAGCAGACUCUCGAGUCUGUGGCGGGAGCUGGUACUUUCAAUCGGCCUUAUGACCCGGUCGUGCCGUUGAACUUCACUCUUCGACCUUCGCCCCAGUCUGCGAGGGAUGCUGUGGUUCAUACUGGUAGUGCUCAGGGUCUUGGGGCGUUGUUCAGCUGGAGCCGAACUGGGUCGAAUAGCACGGAGGCAAGUGUUGUUGAGUCAAGGAUUGGAAUCUCAUACAUCUCAGCAUCGCAAGCUUGCUCGAACCUGCAGACUGAACUACCUUCGUCCAUCACCUUCAAAGAUGCAAUCCUCGACGAUGGCUCAGACAGCAGCACAAACAACACAUUAAAGCGCAUGCUAUACACCGCGCUAUACCAAACCGGCCUCAUGCCAACGGACAACACCGGUGAAAAUCCCUACUGGCACACCGACGACGACGACGAACCUUACUACGACGAUCACCACACACUAUGGGACACCUACCGCACAGCUAUGCCCCUCUACCACUUACUCUUCACCACCACCUACAGCCGCGUGCUCAGCGGCCUCGUCUCCAUCUUCAAGCACGAAGAUCUCCUACCAGCCGGCCGCCCAGGUAACUGGAACGGCCGCGUACAAGAAGGCACGCACGCGGACAUGGUGCUGGCAGAUGCUUUCGUUAAGGAUGUAGUCAUCAUCGAAGGUCAAGAAGGAGAUAAGAUCCUCAACAUACCCUGGACCGAUGCCCACUCCGCCCAACUCCGCCUCCACUACAUCACCCGCAACCGAAGCCGCAGUAUCUCCCGCGGCCUCGAAUACGCACAAAAAGACUUUGCGAUCUACAGCAUGGCCACCGGCCUCAAUCACACUUCCGACAUCACCUCCUUCCGCGACCGCGCAGACUGGUGGCAGAAUCAAUGGAAGCCCUCCGAAAACAUCACCCUCCCAGGCGAAGCCGGCAUUUUCACCGGUUUCCCAGCCCCUUGCAAUAGCGAUGGCAGCUGGAACUACACUUCCUACAAACCCGUCACCUGCGACAACUGCGGCUGGAGCGGCGAUAUCUAUGAAGCGACAGUGUGGGAGACGGCCUUCUCCGCUGCGCCUCACGAUAUGGCGAGAUUGAUAGACUUGAUGGGCGGUGAUGACGAUUUCAUCAAACGUCUCGACACCUUCGUCCCAGGUCUAGGUCAAGGAACCGGCAACGCGAACAAUGAUGCUGGCACAGCGGUUUUUAACCUGGGCAAUGAGCCGAGUUUCAUGACGCCUUGGUUGUAUCAUCAUGUCCCUGGGAAGCAAUGGAAGACUGUGAACCAAACGAGGGCGAUAAUCGAUCAGUUCUAUUCUGAUGAGAGGAAUGGAUACCCUGGCAACACGGACAGUGGCGCUCUUCCAAGUUGGCUCCCAAUAUAUCUCAUUGGAGCGCCCAGGUUCUCGGGGUUGAGGGUGAAGCUGUUUGCUGGGACGGGGAGGGAGGCGGUUUUGGAAAUCAAGGCGGAGGGAAUGGCGAAUGACAAGUUUUAUCCGCAGUCGGUGAUGCUGAAUGGGCAGAGGCUGGAUAGGAGCUGGAUCAGUCAUGACGAGCUUAGUAAAGGAGGAACGCUGAGCUCCGAAAUGGGCAGUGAGCCGGGUGAUUGGGUCUCUGGAGAGAGGCCGCCUUCGUUGUCGCCUUGGAUGAACUAG